UCCGCCGAGUAGCCAGGAAGUCCAAACUCCCGUUGCCUUUUGUGCCUUGACCGCUCUCUCCCUCCGAACCUCCCUUUCUCUCUACACACACAAGUGCCAUUUUCCCACAUAUACUGCAUCCAAAUGAGACCCCCAACCAUUCCAAAAGCUCUUCCCUUUCCAAUCUUUAUGCUCUCCAUCCACUAAAAGCAUUCACUCUAAGAUCACCUACCCGACCCCUAUCCUCAGAGAAAAAAAAGAUCGCCCAACCAACCUCUCACCCGUUCUCUCUCUUGAUCACCACAUACAAAGAGAAUAAAGAAGGAACACUUGCAGAUCAUACACCCUUUCAAAGCUCUUCCUCAUUCUCUUGCUCCCCACUUCGAUCUCCACAUAGAAAGGAAAGAAAAAGAAGAAGAAAGCGUUGCUGCAGCUGCAUGCUGGUACUGGGGUACCUGGUGCAAAACUUCAGACUUGUGAAGUGGGUUUCCCCUCUAGCUUAUCCCUCAAUCAACAGACACCAUCCAAGCAUCAAGAAGAGACCAAGGAGAAACGAGAGGAAGCGUUAAUUUAUAGAAUGCCAAUUCAAGGAGUCUUCAUGGAAACCUCCUCGAUGCCUUCCCCCGACCUCUCGUUGCACAUCAGGCCCCCAAGAACCUCACCCUCCUCCACCCCCGACACCGACCAUGACCUCGGCCUCGACCUCCUCCAGCGGAUCGAAGCCCUCAAACCCCAAGCCGACACCUGCUCGAACUUCGCUUGCACCGAUCUAACCCUCUCGAGUCCAUUGGCAACCUCGGCGGCAGAUAGCCCAUGGAGGUGGCAAGGACCAUGGCAGGAUCGGUGCCACAACGGUCAUCUCAGCGAGCUGGUGUUGGAUGGCCCGAGGCCAAUAAAGGGAAUCCCCAUCUACAACGGCUCUACCUCACCGUUCCUCUCAGCCGAUCCCAAGAUGUCAUCUAUACCUUCUUUAUGGUCCUCAUUUGGCUCUUCGGUGCCAUCCUCACCUUCUUGUUCUAGUGGCUACUCUUCCAAUUUAGACACAACGACAUCUUUCUUGCACCCACUUGGUUUGCUCCCAUCCAUGGGCUCAUCCCAUCAUCCGAUGAUGGCGCCCCCGGCGAGGUUCACUGGGCUAUCAUCAGACGCGGGCAAGUACUAUAACCACCACUACCACCACCACCAAUAUGGAAUUGGGCCGCUGGAUGUCCCUCACAACAUGAUGAGGAGUAGACUCUUGCAGAAGCUCCCAGCGAAGCGGAGUGUGAGGGCGCCAAGGAUGCGGUGGACAAGCACACUUCAUGCCCGCUUCGUCCAUGCUGUCGAACUCCUCGGUGGUCAUGAGAGGGCGACGCCGAAGUCUGUUCUUGAGCUCAUGGAUGUGAAAGAUCUGACUCUAGCCCAUGUCAAGAGCCACUUGCAGAUGUAUAGAACUGUUAAAUCCACCGACAAGCCUGCAGCUUCCUCAGCCCAAUCAGAAGGCUCAGGCGAAGAAGAUUCUGCUCUUGGGACUGGAGAUCUCAGCUUCCACCAACCAUUGGAGCACGAAGGAUCAAAUAAACCAGUCCAACAGAAGGACAUGGACUCGAGUACUAGUUGGAGAAACUCAUCUAACAGGAGAGCUUGGAUGCAAACCAAUCCGAGGGACAUGGAAGGGCUUGAACCAACGACUUUCACAUCCCGGACAGAGGAUAGCCAUCUUUGCCGAUCCAAUGGCUCUGUUGGGUCUCAUGAAGAACUCAAAAACCCUAGCCUUGAAUUCACCUUAGGAAGACCAGGCUGGCAUGGCAGAGAGCAGGACUAAUGCUAGUGAAGCUACAUGAAGAUGGUAUACAUCCAGUGGUUCCUGGAAAGUUCAAAUGCAUUUAUGUCAUCAAUGAAGCAUAUAAGAAGGCCAGUGAGGAGAGAAUGGAAAACCUACUAUGUUAUUCUUGUUUGCAAGGUGCAUGAACCUUAUGUUCUGCAUCUGGUCCUUGUUCUUCUUCCUCUUUGGAUUUUCUCUUGUCCCUUAUUUAUCAUAAAGUUCUCCACUUCUUGAUUUUGUUCUUCUUAUUUUCUUCUCGUGUGAACUAAUUAUAACUACUUGAGAGUGGAAUGGCUAGAGCUCAAGUUAGUUAGUGUCUAACAGAUGAUGUACAUACCAAAAGUUAGAAAGAAAAAAAAAUUGUUAUUUUAUGCUGCAACCUCCGCAAAAA
This is a messenger RNA of Elaeis guineensis (African oil palm), 2174 nucleotides long. RefSeq names its product probable transcription factor RL9. Gene Ontology annotation, cellular component: nucleus. The record is from RefSeq and is a predicted model, not a curated record. Lineage: Eukaryota; Viridiplantae; Streptophyta; Magnoliopsida; Arecales; Arecaceae. Gene Ontology annotation, molecular function: transcription cis-regulatory region binding. Gene Ontology annotation, biological process: abaxial cell fate specification; regulation of DNA-templated transcription.